Mycotypha africana is the source of this 1731-nucleotide messenger RNA. RefSeq lists its product as uncharacterized. The record is from RefSeq and is a predicted model, not a curated record. The transcript is spliced from 5 exons. Bases 47 to 1660 code for a protein of 537 amino acids. NCBI's taxonomy places the organism in Eukaryota, Fungi, Mucoromycota, Mucoromycetes, Mucorales, Mycotyphaceae.
CCUUUUCACAUCAUUAAAGCAGAGCCACGAGGCCGCCGAUAAACGAAUGACAGCAACAUCCUCGUAUACCCACGAAAUUGAACCUUGCUUAGCACGAAUUGGAACGACACCAGAAGAUAAACCUAUGUUUAUAAAGGAAAUAUAUGCAAUAGAUGACGUCAACCUAUUACGACAGUUAGUUAUAAAGAAAGAAAGGGAAAGGCAAAGCAUAGCUAAUGACCUAGAAGUAGCAGCAAGGAUUGGGCUGGUCAUUUCUGAAACAAAUGAGGCAAUUCAAGUAAAAUUGGAACAGCUGGAGAGAGAUAAUAAACUUUACCAAGAAGAGCUAUUAUCCACGACAACAGCAAGACAAUACAGCAGUAGGAUUAGCAGGAACAAUGUCAAUAGUGGCUCAGAGUUUGAUGAAGAUGAACGUAUUCAACUCAUACAAGAGCUAGAUCAAGCAAAGAAAGAACUGUCGAAAUUCAGAAAGGAAAUGGAUGGUUUAUCAGCUCAGUUGAACGAUAUGGCUGUAGAAAUGAUUGAUUCUAGAUCUAAAGUGACUAUGUAUGCAAAACGAUUAGCAGAAGUAGAACAGAAGCUAGCAGCUACUAGAGAAGUCAAUACCAAUCUACAGUCAUUAUUGGAUAAAGCGCUGACAUCACAAAAACAGUCUAGUUCCAAUACGUCCCAUUUAGUGAAAAAUAUACAAUCCGAUUUGUCUAGGGUUAUAUCAGAAAAUGAACAAUUAAGGGCACGCAUCGCUGAACUUGAAAACCAGCAAGUUGAAUGUGAAGAAAAACUAGCAGCCAUGGUGAUGCAAGCACAAGAAUAUGCUCAAAGGUUGGAACAAGCGCAAGACACAAUACAUAGUCUAAGUGAGCCAAAAAUAUUACAGGACGAUGAGGAAGAUUUUUAUCACCAUCACCACCCUCAUAAUACUAAUCCUGUAGCAACAAGGACAUUCUCUUUUUCCUCUACAACAUCAUCUACCACUGCUAGUACUACGACAAAUAGCGAAAAUGUUGUAACGGCAAUAGGAUCAGCAACGAAAGGGCCUUUAUUUUCAGCAGAGUUUAGAAAUGAGAUGAGAAAAGAAAUUGAAAGAAAUCUAAGUCUACGAAACGAGAUCAGGCAUCGCAUUAUUACAGCAGAUACCUCUAUAUUAAGUAGUGCAACAGGAUCAGAUAUCGAGGUUAAUAGUAGUGGUAGCAUUAAACAGAAGCCGUCGAAAAAUCGAGAAGGAUUAAAAGAAUUAUUACAUACAAAUUCUGAGACAAUGGUAGCCGUUGCUACAAAAAAGAGCUUAUCUACGAGCACAACCGCAAGUGCAACAACAAUAAGCUCAAGUUCAUCCAUAUUAUCCAAUGUGAAAUUGAACAAAGAUUUCAAUCAUGCUCACGAAUCAAAUAGUAAUGAGCAACAGCCACCACCUGCACCUAUUUUGAGACCAGCGAGUUUCUUGACUGGAUUCAACGGAUUCGGCUCAACAAUAUCAGCUACACCGAAGGCUCAUUUUAUCACUAGAGGAUUAAUGCCAGCAUCUACCGGCAAUACUACAGCGACAACUACUGUUUAUAGUAACCAAAAUAAAAAUAAUGGCCCAAGUAUAUCUACAAGAUUCUUCCAAAGGUUAGCAUCUCGAUUAGAUGAUUACGAAAAGAAAAAUAAGAGUACAUAGGCAUUUCUUUCAAUAAAGUAUUUAUUCAACCAUUCAAUGCUACAUAAUAUCGUACACAAAGAUCGUAAUAU